CCUGUUUACGUCAUGACGUACAUCACUACGUCCACGACGAGCCGAAAAUGGCGGAGUACCUGGCGUCCAUUUUCGGCACAGAGAAAGACAAGGUCAACUGUUCCUUCUAUUUUAAGAUCGGGGCUUGCAGACAUGGAGACCGCUGCUCGAGGCUGCACAACAAGCCGACCUUCAGCCAGACCAUCUUGAUUCAGAACAUCUACCGAAAUCCCCAGAACAGCGCCCAGACGGCAGAUUCCUCCCGCUGUGCCGUCAGUGACGUGGAAAUGCAGGAGCACUAUGACGAGUUCUUUGAGGAGGUGUUCGCAGAGAUGGAGGAGAAGUACGGAGAGGUGGAGGAGAUGAACGUGUGCGAUAACUUGGGCGACCACCUCGUCGGGAACGUCUACGUUAAGUUUCGUCGUGAGGAGGAUGCAGAGAAAGCCGUCAUGGACCUGAACAACCGCUGGUUCAACGCUCAACCCAUCCACGCAGAGCUCUCCCCAGUCACGGACUUCAGGGAAGCCUGCUGCCGCCAGUAUGAAAUGGGAGAGUGCACCCGAGGCGGUUUCUGCAACUUCAUGCACCUUAAACCUAUAUCCCGGGAACUUCGCAGGGACUUGUACGGCCGCCGGAAGAAAGGGAACCGCUCCGGCUCGCCCUCCCGGGAACGCCGCUCUCGCUCCAGGGAUCGCCGGCGGGAUCGUGAAAGGCGAAGGUCGAGGGAUCGGGAGCGUUCCGGAAGGUUCUAAAGGAAUCCGAGACCGUCCCAAUGUUCCCACAGCACAUCCCACCCUCUCCACCCCAGCCGUGAUGACAAAGUUAUUUUCUUUUUGUGAAUCGUAUGAAGGUUUUUCUUGUUUCUUUUAUUCCCUUUUUUAAAGACGAGCUUGUGUCGCUUUCUCAAUAAAACAUAUUUGUAACUCAGAAGAA
Platichthys flesus (European flounder) is the source of this 912-nucleotide messenger RNA. RefSeq names its product splicing factor U2AF 35 kDa subunit-like. The record is from RefSeq and is a predicted model, not a curated record. Gene Ontology annotation, molecular function: pre-mRNA 3'-splice site binding; metal ion binding. Gene Ontology annotation, biological process: mRNA splicing, via spliceosome. Gene Ontology annotation, cellular component: U2AF complex; spliceosomal complex. Bases 48 to 731 code for a protein of 227 amino acids. NCBI's taxonomy places the organism in Eukaryota, Metazoa, Chordata, Actinopteri, Pleuronectiformes, Pleuronectidae. The transcript is spliced from 8 exons.